Auanema sp. JU1783 is the source of this 3480-nucleotide messenger RNA. NCBI's taxonomy places the organism in Eukaryota, Metazoa, Nematoda, Chromadorea, Rhabditida, Rhabditidae. The record is from the annotation of a GenBank genome assembly.
AUGCAACUUCUCCAUGGUGAAACCAUCAUACAGGGUGCAAAAGGGGGCGGUGGAAGCGCGCAUACUCCGGUUGAGCAACCUGACGAUCUGCUGUCGGUCGCAAAAUUAAAAAUGCUCAUUGCCGUUUCUGAGGGAGAAAUACAGGGCGACCUGACCGCUCAGAAUAUUUUCCUCAACGAUACGCCGCUGGCAAACGACAGCGGGGAAUACAACUUCAGCGGCGUGAAAUGGGAGUUCCGUAAGGGCACACAGGACCAGACCUAUAUUGCCGGGAUGCCCCAGGUCGAUAACGAACUGGCGGUUGGCACAACUGUCACCACCACCGCGCCCUGGACACGCCAGUUUACCAAUCUUUCCCUGGAUGCUAUCCGCAUCAAGCUCAGCCUUCCGGUCCAGUAUCUCUAUAAAGAUAACGGCGAUAUGGUGGGCACGGUCACCGAGUAUGCGAUCGAUUUAUCAACGGACGGCGGCGCCUGGAAAACGGUUGUAAACGGCAAAUUUGACGGAAAGACCACGACGGAAUAUCAGCGUGACCACCGUAUCGAUCUGCCAAAAUCCACGUCCGGCUGGUCUGUCAGGGUCAGGCGUAUUACGGCUGAUGCCAGCGGAUCAAAUUCGAAACUGGUUAACGCCUUCAAGGUGUUUUCCUAUGCGGAAGUCAUCGACAGCAAGCUUCGUUAUCCUUUAACCGCGCUCCUGUAUGUCGAAGUGGACAGCAGCCAGUUCAACGGCAGCGCGCCGAAAGUGACCUGUAAGAUAAAAGGCAAGCUGAUUAAGGUUCCGGAUAAUUACGAUCCGAUAACCCGAACCUAUUCUGGCUCAUGGUCCGGCGGGUUCAAAAUGGCCUGGUCCAAUAACCCCGCCUGGAUAUUUUACGAUCUGGUUCUGGAUGAAAUUUACGGCAUGGGCACGCGCGUGGAUGCGUCCAUGGUGGAUAAGUGGGCUCUGUAUUCAAUCGCCCAGUACUGUGACGAAAUGGUUUCCGACGGGGCCGGUGGCACCGAACCGCGUUUCACCUGCAACGUUUUCAUUCAGAGCCAGGAGGACGCCUGGCAGGUACUUAACGAUCUCGCCGCGGUAUUUCGUGGAAUAACGUUCUGGGGCAACGAUCAGAUUUAUGUCCAGGCAGACGUCCCGCAGGACGAUGUUGACUGGGUUUAUAACGCCUCAAAUGUGAUCGAUGGGCUGUUUACUUAUGCGGGCGGCUCAUACAAGAAUCGCUACAGCUCCUGCCUGGUGUCCUGGUCCGAUCCGCAGAACCAUUACAGCGAUACCGUUGAGGGGGUUUACGAUUCGGCGCUUGUAGAACGUUACGACGUCCGGCAGACGUCCCUGACCGCAAUCGGCUGCACCUCGCAAAGUGAAGCGCACCGACGCGGUCGAUGGGUAUUGCUCUCCAAUGCCAAAGACGGGACCGUAUCGUUUGGCGUGGGGCUGGACGGUUAUAUCCCUUUGCCCGCUGAAAUUAUCGGUGUCGCCGAUCCUUUCCGUUCCGGCAAGGAGAACGGGGGACGCAUCAGGGCGGUCAAUGGCCGCCAGAUUACGCUGGAUCGAGAAAUAGACUACGCGGCGAAAGACCGGCUGGUGGUUAACCUGCCUGACGGAAAAGCCCAGACGCGCACAAUCAGCGCGGUGAGCGCAGAUAAAAAAACGGUGACGGUGGCCACCGCAUUUAGUCAGGCACCUGUGGCGGGUGCUGUCUGGGCGAUAGACAGUGAUAACCUCGCAAUACAGUAUUUCCGGGUCACUUCAAUUGCAGCUAACGACGACAGCACAGGCGGUUUCACUAUUACGGCCGUUCAGCACGAUCCAAACAAAUACCGUUACAUCGAUGACGGCGUUCGGGUCGAGUCGCCCCCGAUCACCGUCACGCCGAUAAGCGUCCUGUCAGCGCCGAAGAAUAUCGUGGUGACUGAGAGCGAUCAUGUUUCACAGGGGCUGACGGUAGCAAGCCUGGACGUGUCAUGGGAUAAGGUAGAGGGCGCAAUCCGGUACGUUGCCCAGUGGCGUAAGGACAACGGGGACUGGAUAAACGUUCCGGUUACCAGCGCGCAGGGUUUCUCGGUUCAGGGCAUUUAUUCGGGCAGCUAUGACGUGCGCGUCCGGGCGCUGAAUGCGCAGGAUACGUCGUCACCAUGGGGGUACGGUGAAACAACUUAUCUCUCCGGUAAAACGGGAAAACCGGGUACUCCGCUCAACUUUCUGGCGACCGAAGAUGUGGUCUGGCAUAUCGACCUGACCUGGAAAUUUCCGGAUGGCUCUGGCGACACGGCCUAUACAGAGAUUCAGCGCGCCACAACUGCCGACUACGCCAAUCCUGAACUGCUGGUCCUGGUGCCGUACCCGGCUGCAGAUUAUCAGCAUGGCCCCAUGCCGGCCGGCGUUCGCCAGUGGUACCGCGCACGCCUGAUUGACCGUAUCGGUAACGCCGGGGACUGGACCGACUGGAUCAUGGGCACGUCCUCGAUAGAUGUCAGCGAAAUAACUAAUGACAUUCUGGAGGAUAUGAAAGAGUCGGAAACGUUCAAAGACCUGAUCGAGAACGCGGUGGACAGCAACGAAAAAAUUGCUGGCAUGGCUGACGAAAUCAAAAACCAUGCCGACGAGCUGGAGCAGCAGGCGAAAGAUAUACAGGAAAACGCUGACGGGCUGGCGCAGGCGGCGGUAAAAAUCGAUGAGAUUUCCGUUUCAAUGGACGGUAUGACAGGAGGCGUGAAGAAUUCGGCAAUUGCGAUAAUCCAGAAUGGGCUGGCGCAGGUUGUCAGUCGUCGUUCCCAGACAGCAACAAACGCCGGGAACAGUGCCAGUAUAGACAGAGUGGAUACUACGAUUGCCGAUACCAGCCAGGCGGUUGCUCGCGCGCUGGUGACGCUGGAUGCUUCAGCUGGUGGGAAUAUCUCCAACUCUACCGAUCUCACUGAAACUCUGGCCGAUUUCACGCAGGCAUCGGCGACAAAAAUUAACACCCUGACUGUUAAAUCUGGCGAAAACAGUGCCGCGAUAAAUGUCAACGCACAGGCUAUCGCAGAUGUAAACGGUAACCUAAGUGCGAUGUACAACAUCAAGGUUGGUGUCUCCAGCAAUGGACAGUAUUACGCCGCGGGGAUGGGUAUCGGCGUGGAGAAUACGCCAUCCGGCAUGCAGUCGCAGGUUAUCUUCCUGGCUGACCGCUUCGCCGUCACCACGGCAGCCGGAAAUAGCGUAGCUUUGCCGUUCGUGAUCCAGAACGGGCAGACAUUCAUCCGGGCCAGCUUCAUCCAGGACGGCACUAUCAGCAACGCAAAGAUUGGUAAUUUUAUCCAGUCGAACAAUUAUGUUGCUGGUUCUGCUGGCUGGAAGCUUGAUAAAGGGGGGACGUUUGAGAACUACGGUUCGACUGCUGGUGAGGGAGCCAUGAAACUGACAAAUCAGACGAUCAGCGUCAAAGAUGGCAGUAAUGUUCUUAGGGUGCAGGUUGGCCGAUUAACGGGAGUAUUCUGA